GCUCGCGCGCGCCGGGGAGGGCCGGGCGGCGCGCGGCCACUAGGAAGCCCUUGGCCGGCCGAGGCUGCAGGCGAGAGCGCGAUGGGCCGCGGCGGUGGGCGCACGUCCCGCGGGGACUCAUGCCACGAGCGGCCCGGCCGGGCGCUCAAUUAGCAGCCGCCUCCGCCGCCGCCUCCACCACCACCGCCGCCGCCACCACCGCCUCCCCGCGCUCGCCGGCUGCCGCCGUCCCCGCGCGCGGACUGCCGGCAUUGUCCUCCGGUCCGCCGCCGCGGACUGCCGGGGGGGCGCCCGGGACCCGCCACCGCCGCCGGCCGGCCGCGCAGCUGCCCCGGUGCCCCGCGCCUCCCGUCGGCCCGGCGGCGAGCUCCGGAGGCGCGCUGAGGCAGCCGAGCCGUCCCGCCGCCAAGCCCUGCCCUCCGCGGCGCGCAAGCCCCGACGGGGCCGCGGCGGGCGCCCGGCGAGCGCUGCUGCCGGAGCCAUGAGAGAGUACAAAGUGGUGGUGCUGGGCUCGGGCGGCGUGGGCAAGUCCGCGCUCACCGUGCAGUUCGUGACGGGCUCCUUCAUCGAGAAGUACGACCCGACCAUCGAGGACUUCUACCGUAAGGAGAUCGAGGUGGACUCGUCGCCGUCGGUGCUGGAGAUCCUGGACACGGCGGGCACCGAGCAGUUCGCCUCCAUGCGGGACCUGUACAUCAAGAACGGCCAGGGCUUCAUCCUCGUCUACAGCCUCGUCAACCAGCAGAGCUUCCAGGACAUCAAGCCCAUGCGGGACCAGAUCAUCCGCGUGAAGCGGUACGAGCGCGUGCCCAUGAUCCUGGUGGGCAAUAAGGUGGACCUGGAGGGCGAGCGCGAGGUCUCGUACGGCGAGGGCAAGGCCCUGGCCGAGGAGUGGAGCUGCCCCUUCAUGGAGACGUCGGCCAAAAACAAAGCCUCGGUGGACGAGCUGUUCGCCGAGAUCGUGCGGCAGAUGAACUACGCGGCGCAGCCCACGGGCGACGAGGGCUGCUGCUCGGCCUGCGUGAUCCUCUGAGCGCCCCCGCACCCCACCCGGCCGCGCUCGGCGCACAAAAGCCAAACCACCGACUCUUCUGCAAUGUGAUUCUUGGUGUUUUUUUUUUUUCCCCUCCCUCUUCUUUGCUUUGAGAUUGGAGACAACUUUGCAAGGGCCGGGGUGCUCCCGGGAGCCCUGGCGGCCUGCGCGCCCUGUGUUCCAAGGGAGUGUCCCGCCCUGACCAUCCGACGCCCUGGUGGAAGUGUGGCUCUGGUUUUUGUUUUUUGUUUUUUUUGCAGCAUGUACACUUU
Messenger RNA from Ochotona princeps (American pika), 1305 nucleotides. RefSeq names its product RAP2B, member of RAS oncogene family (gene RAP2B). The record is from RefSeq and is a predicted model, not a curated record. Gene Ontology annotation, cellular component: plasma membrane. The coding region runs from base 482 to 1033 and encodes 183 amino acids. The transcript has a single exon. Gene Ontology annotation, molecular function: GTP binding; GTPase activity; GDP binding. Lineage: Eukaryota; Metazoa; Chordata; Mammalia; Lagomorpha; Ochotonidae. Gene Ontology annotation, biological process: Rap protein signal transduction; negative regulation of cell migration.